UCACCUAUCAGCAACUGGCAAGCAUGUUUAUUUUUACUUGGACGGAAGUCGUCAUAUCAAUAUUCUAGUAUACUCAUUGACAUUAAACAAAACGAAAACUUAGCUGUAUAUAUUGGCAGCGGCAAGAGCUCAAUCUCGCUCAAGCAAUAUGGCUACAUCCAGGAAAGAAUAUUCGAAAGGAGUCCAAGAUGCAUUUGAUUUGUUUGACAAAAACGGUGAUGGAACAAUAUCAGUAAAAGAGUUACGAGAAGCGAUGCAGCAAGCUGGCCACAAUGCGGCGGAAGAAAUGGUUGAAAAAAUGUUGAAAUCUCACGACAAGGAUGAAAAUGGCGUACUGACAAUAGAUGAAUUCGAGAAAUUUCUUAGAAAAGAUAAUCAGGAAAACCAUGCAGAGCUAAAAGAAGCCUUUGAACUUUUCGACACCAACGGAAAUGGUUACAUCUCAAAGGAAGAGUUAGUCCAAGCAAUGAAAAGGCUGGGGGAGGAUCUUAGCAAUGAAGAAUUAGAAAGUAUGAUAAGAAACGCUGAUAUUAAUAAAGAUGGACAAGUUAGUUUUGAAGAAUUCAAAAGAAUGAUGGCCCCAAAAUAAGAGAAAUGCAACGAUGUCAACAGACAGACACAAUGAACUGAGGAUGUAAAUUUAUGAUUUAUGAUGCACCGAUUUAUAAUGGAGAGAAUGAAGACAUGACUAAAUUUUAAUCCAGGCUAGCAAUAAACCUCGUUAAUAAUGCAAUACUGCCAAGGUUAGACCUAUUCGAAGCGGUAGUUUAUAUGCGAAAACAAGGCGAGCCUUAUUUUCGGAUUUCCUCCCAUGCACCAACAUUUCAAAUGGUUUCUUUAAAUUUUUACUAUUAAAUAUCUUUGAUUC
Messenger RNA from Dendronephthya gigantea, 868 nucleotides. RefSeq names its product calmodulin-beta-like. The coding region runs from base 149 to 589 and encodes 146 amino acids. Gene Ontology annotation, molecular function: calcium ion binding; enzyme regulator activity. The record is from RefSeq and is a predicted model, not a curated record. Lineage: Eukaryota; Metazoa; Cnidaria; Anthozoa; Malacalcyonacea; Nephtheidae. The transcript has 5 exons.